AAACGUGACACUUCAACGUAAAGGCUUGUCGGUUUUUCCAGGCUAAACAGAAAGUAAAAUACCCGGACCAAUAUGGCGAGUCUACAACAGCAAUACACAAAGAGAUUACACAAGGAGUUUGUCGCACUCCAGAAGAACAAGCCCAGUGGUAUCACUCUGUCCCUUGUGGCUGACAACCUACAUAUGUGGCAGGCAGUGAUUCCAGGACCCCAGGACUCCCUCUACGCUGGAGGAACCUUCACAGCACAACUAGUCAUACCGGAGGAAUACCCACUGAAGCCACCUGCGAUAAACUUUGACACAGCCACUAUUCCGUACCACCUGAAUGUACACCAAAAGUUUGGACAAGUGUGUCUUGGUUUCUUGACAGAGGAUAACUGGUCCCCGGCAGCAACAUCUAUGGAGCAGAUUGUCAACGCCCUGUUCUCCUUGCUUGCUCGGCCAGAACCACAAAAUUCAAUGGACCAUGAGCUACUGAACCAGUACACCCAUUACCUGACAAACUAUGAGCAGAAAGCGCGUGAAAGUGCGAAACGCACACCUCGUUAGUGUCUGAAAAUUAGCCUUCCAGACAUGUGACUUUUGUAUUGAUACAUUUGACAAAAUAUAUUAACUCAAAGAUGCAGUCCUACUGAUUGUUGGGAUAGUUCAUCACAUAAGAGAUCUAAAGCCUUCUGAUUAUGUUUCAAGUAUCACUUAUUAAUUAAUGAGUUAGGCUGCUCAUCAAUAUAAAAAGAGCAUAAGUUGUGACAUAACUGUCAAACACCUUCCCACAGAUAAAAUAUAGUAAAUAUAUACUUUAUGCCAAUCAGUAUAGUCUCAUGAUCUCACAAGACUGUUUUCCAGUGUUAAAAAUAAAAUUUCAAAAAAAUG
Molecule: messenger RNA, 873 nt
Organism: Mizuhopecten yessoensis (Yesso scallop)
Lineage: Eukaryota; Metazoa; Mollusca; Bivalvia; Pectinida; Pectinidae
Product: ubiquitin-conjugating enzyme E2 4-like
Exons: 5
Coding region: 73-549 (158 amino acids)
Source: RefSeq, a predicted model, not a curated record